Phacochoerus africanus (Common warthog) is the source of this 2069-nucleotide messenger RNA. RefSeq names its product BLCAP apoptosis inducing factor (gene BLCAP). Lineage: Eukaryota; Metazoa; Chordata; Mammalia; Artiodactyla; Suidae. Bases 291 to 554 code for a protein of 87 amino acids. The transcript has 2 exons. The record is from RefSeq and is a predicted model, not a curated record.
GACCAAGGGGGCGUCUCCCCGGCUUCUUGCGGCGUCGGUGGCGAGCUGAGGUGGAGGCAGGCUGCGGUGGCGAAGGCGACAGCGGUGGCGGCGGCGCCAUGGCAGGGCUUGCAGGAUCCCUGCUGCCUUGGUGAUCCCGGGCUGACAGCCAGAAAGCACAGCGGCUCAGCUCCUGGAGCGCGAGGGUUGAAGAAAGUGGUGGGCAGCCGCCUGCGCCCACCAGCUCCCAUUAGGUCGGUUCCUGCAGCGGUGCCCGGUGGCCUUGGCGAAGGCCCUGUCCGGCAGAGAUCAUGUAUUGCCUCCAGUGGCUGCUGCCCGUCCUCCUCAUCCCCAAGCCCCUCAACCCCGCCCUGUGGUUCAGCCACUCCAUGUUCAUGGGCUUCUACCUGCUCAGCUUCCUCCUGGAACGGAAGCCUUGCACAAUUUGUGCCUUGGUUUUCCUGGCAGCCCUGUUCCUCAUCUGCUAUAGCUGCUGGGGAAACUGUUUCCUGUACCACUGCUCCGAUUCCCCGCUUCCAGAAUCGGCACACGACCCCGGCGUUGUGGGCACCUAACAGCCAGCCCAGUUAGCUUUCCAAGGAAGCAGAAGACGGGAGGGGAGGCACUGACCUAGGUCAUAAAGCGUUGGAGUUUCAAAUCCCGCAGCCCUGCGGGUGCCACAUUCCUGACGGCGCCUUUUUGGCCUGUGAUGUUUUAUCCUUAUAAUGUGAAUAAUGGCACUGACCAGUGCUUUCGUUGUAGAGUCCUGUAGUCGUGGGUGGUCUUGUGGUUGUGUGUGUUCUGUCCCCAUCUUGGCCCCUGGCUGGCAGGAUGGCCACCCCCCUCGCCUCAUUCCUUCGAGGAGUCUGCACCCAUCCUGGUCAGCCGCCCCAGCAUGACCCGGGCAGAUAAGAUGCUAUUCUCAUUGUCACCUCUGUGACCCUUUCUUGUCAGGGGGUCCUUCCUUCUCAGAAUGUUUCUGACUCCAUCCCUCUCUUGGCUUCCUGUUAGUUUUCUUCUACCCCUUUCCUUUUUGGGGGAGCACCUGUCCAAGACAGGGCUCGUUUUUUUGCACUUAUCUCGAAUUUAAAGAGAUUGCUGACGCCCGAGAGCCUCGCUUUUUCAUCCUUUUUCCCGGCCAGCAGACUGGACAGAAAUGUGUCUUGACUGCUGUCCACAGAUCUUCAGUAUUCCCCUGCCCCACUUCAUUUUGAAGAAAGAAGUAACACAUGCAUGUUGCUCUUUCACCUGGGGGUCUGGGCUCCUGCUCAGCAGCCCAGCUUCGCUUCCUUUGCCCUCCUCCUGCCUUUCUCAGCAGUCAGGGAGGCGGGGGGGUGCGUUCUCUCUCCCAUGCAUGCUCUGCAGGAUUGAUGUGUGGUGUGUUUACGUAGAUCUAGCAGUCCCCAGCCGAGUGAAUGGGAGAGUACUUGUGUGUUUCAUAACAGCCAUGAUCCCCUUGAUAGGUGUUUGGAUAUUUUUUGGUGUGGUGUGCCGUGCGUGCAUGUGUGUGUGUAAACGUACCUGUACAAGUACGUGUGUGAUAUCCCUUUUAAAGAAGCUUUAUCGAGCGUGUUCUGAUUUUGAGGUGUGGCAAUAGCUAGCUAUAGUAGGUGCCGCUCCAGUUUUUAUUUAGCAUGGGGAUUGCAGAGUGACCAGCACGCUGGACUCCGAGGUGGUUCAGACGAAACAGAGGGGAGCAGUGGCCAUCGUCCUCGUGCCAGGAGCUUCUCCAGUCCUGCGCGUAUAGACUGUACGUUGUGAAGAAUGCACGGGAAGACUUUGUGACUGUCACUUGCUUUUUUUCUUUUUCUGCGCUUCAGUAAAAGAGUUGGCAAACGAGACUGUCUCCGGGCCCCUGCCCCCUGGGGAUCAGCAUGACUGUCCUUCCAGUCUAAACCAUCCGUCUUUCUCUUGCCUGAAGGGGGAGGGAGGUGGGCCAGGCAGAGGACAGACCUGGAGGCAGUCCAUCUAGGGAAUGGGCCCGUGAGGCCACACUCGUGGAACAUUUGGAUUGCUAUUCUGGAGCUUUUAUUUCUGGUGUGUUCGUUGCACAGCUGUUUGAAAUGUUUAAUAAAGCUUUAUAAACUUUA